This is a messenger RNA of Echinostoma caproni, 336 nucleotides long. The record is from the annotation of a GenBank genome assembly. Lineage: Eukaryota; Metazoa; Platyhelminthes; Trematoda; Plagiorchiida; Echinostomatidae.
GUAUCCAUGCUGAUCGCAUUUCGAUGCGAAGAUCGAUCUUUCUGUACAGCAGCACACACGUUUCUCUGUCUAAUACCGUUAUUUAUCGCACAGCAUCACAUUUGGCUUUCCGCGGACGGCAACGGAAUCCUCGUCCUGCUGCCUGGGUAUCCACUGCUCAACCUGACUCUCACCUCGUUCAUGUUUGUCUGUGUCUGUCACGAGGUGCAUCAACUAACCCGUCGAUUGCAACGAUUGCUCGUCCCGAACGGGCCGCUUCAGGCGUUGCGCAACUCGCUUCUGAUCGGUGUUAUUCUCCACGGUAUCACUCACUCCAGUUGGCGUCUGUCCGGAUAG